AAAAACUUUAAAUCAUUUGUCGAACAUGUGUAUCAGACAUGAAUUUGGAUCACUGAUCAAUCCAAUCAUCCAAAUAAGUCAACAAAGACGAUUUUUCAGAAAGAACAAAAAAACAAGAUACAUUAAUUUUGAUAAUACCUAUCGUUGAAAUGUCAUGUACUCUUUUUUCUUGGGUUUAAAUUGUGGUUGAGAAGUCAGAUGGUGAGAUUGGAAAGUACUUCUAAUCAAUGCGUUUAAGUUGGUUGAUGAACAUUUUGCCCAAGUUACUUAGUCAAGUUGAGAGGUUUAGCUUUUAUUGUGUAUAUAAAGAGAUGAGUAUGAAACCAUAUAUUAUCAUCACAACUUCCAUUUUCUUUCCUUUUGCACUAUUGAUAUUCAAGAAAGUAAAAUACUUAGAAAGAUGAAAGACUCUCGAAACUUAACCAUUUUCACUAUUCCUAGUACUCUUUCUUUUCUCUUAUAUUUCCUUUUUAAUGUCUCUGAAGUGUUUGCGGCUCCUACCAAACACUUGUGUCGUUCUGAUCAAAGGGAUGCAAUUCUCGAGUUCAAGAAUGAGUUCCAGAGUAUGGAUCAAGUGUCUUAUUUUGACAGCUAUCCUCCCAAGACGGAUUCAUGGGAGAAGGACAGCGACUGUUGUUAUUGGGACGGUAUCACAUGCGAUGAAAAGUCCGGGGAUAUAAUCGAGGUAGACCUUAGUUUCAGCUCUCUUAGUGGCCAGCUUAGUUCCAAAAGUAGUCUUUUUAGGCUUCAACACCUUCAUUUUGUAACCAAGAUUAACCUUUCAAAUAAUGAUUUUGUUGGUCCAAUCCCAUCUUCACUUGGAAACUUUUCUAGUCUCACCACUCUUGACGUUUCUAGAAAUCAUUUCAGUGGUAAGAUUCCUUCUUGGAUUGGAAACCUUUCUCAUCUCACCUCUCUUGACUUUUCUCAUAAUAGUUUAGUUGGUGAAAUCCCAUCUUCACUUGCAUAUCUUUCAAAUCUCACUUCUAUCAACCUCUCUUAUAACGAUUUCGAUGGUAAGCUUCCUUCUUCGAUUGAAAACCUUUCUAGUCUCGCCAUUUUUCGACUCUCUCGUAACAAUUUUUUUGGUGAACUCCCACCUUCAAUUGGUAAUCUUUUGCAUCUCACUAAUCUUAGUCUCGAUCGUAACAAUUUCUCUGGUAAAAUCUCAUCUUCACUUGGAAAUCUUUCGCAUCUCACCUCUAUUGACUUCCAUAAUAACAAUUUUGAUGGUGAAAUACCAUUUUCAUUUGGAAAUCUUUCACAUCUCACCUCUCUUGUCCUCUCUGUCAACAAUUUUGUUGGUGCAAUCCCAUCUUCUUUAGGUAGUCUGAAUAAGUUGUCCAUAUUAAAUGUUAAAUCAAAUAAGCUUAGUGGUAGCCUUCCCGAUGCACUAGUAAAUAUGAAAAAAUUGUCAAAAUUAUCUCUUUCCAAUAAUCAGCUCAUAGGUACCAUUCCUUCUUCUUUCUUCACUAUUCCUUCUUUAGAUACUAUUACUUUAGAUAAUAACCAACUAAACGGUACUCUUGAGUUUGGGAAUAUAUCUUCAUCAUCUAAGCUAAUAGUGUUACGCCUUGGCAAUAACCACUUCAUAGGACCAAUCUCGAAAUCUCUCUCCAAAUUAGCUAGACUUAAGGAACUUGACCUUUCCAAUUUAAACACCCAAGUGUCAGUUGACUUUAGCUUUCUCUUGCAUCUCAAGUCGCUUCGAAAACUUUAUCUACCCAAUCUGAACACCACUAGUACGAUUAACUUAAACGUUAUCUUAUCAAAGUUAAAGUCACUAGAAACAUUAGAUCUUUCAGGAAACCAUGUUUUAGUCACAAACAAGAGUUCAGAUUCAUAUGGUCCAUGGUUAAGUGAGAUAUACUUGUCCGGAUGCAGUAUCACCGAGUUCCCAAAGAUCUUAAGAACCCAAGACCAAAUGACGACAUUAGACGUUUCCAACAACAAAAUCAAAGGUCAAGUACCUGGCUGGUUAUGGUCACUAGCAAAUCUUCAGUACGUGAAUCUUUCCAACAACACUUUCAUCGGUUUCGGAAGAUCAACGAAUCUUGGACUAUCCUCAGUCCCGGAGUCAUAUAUGAAGCAAUUGUUUGGCUCGAACAACAGUUUCACGGGAAAGAUUCCGUCUUUCAUAUGUGAGUUGUCCUAUCUAACCACUCUUGAUUUGGCUAACAACAAACUCAGUGGCUCAAUUCCACAUUGUAUGGGAAACAUUCAAGUUCUAAAUCUUCGACAUAAUCGUCUUAGUGGAGUUAUUCCAGAGGAUGUAUUUGACAGUCUAAUUUUGCUUGACGUCGGCCAUAAUCAACUAGAAGGAAAGCUUCCAAGAUCUUUGGUUCGUGUCUCCUUUCUUGAAGUUCUUAAUGUGGAAAGCAACAGAAUCAAUGAUACAUUUCCUUCUUGGCUAAGUUCUCUGCAAGAGCUACACAUUCUAGUCCUUCGCUCCAAUGCAUUCCAUGGUCCAAUACAACAAAUUAAGUUUGCUACGCUGCGAAUCAUCGACAUAUCCGAUAACCAAUUCAAUGGAACAUUGCCCCCGAGCUUCUUUGUCAAUUUGCUUGCAAUGUUCUCACUAGCAAAAAAUGAAGAUCAAUCUACCAGAGAGACCACACUAAUGUCUCACAAAAACUACAUGAGUACAGACCACUAUUAUUUUUAUUCAAUGGUUUUGAUGAAUAAAGGUAUAGAGAUGCAGCUGGAGCGUGUCCUUAAUAUCUUCACAGCAAUCGACUUUUCGAGAAAUAAAUUUGAAGGAGAGAUUCCAAGGUCCAUUGGUUUGUUAAAAGAGCUUUAUGUGCUCAACUUGUCAAACAAUGCUUUCAGUGGCCACAUCCCAUCAUCAAUGGCGAACAUGAUAAAGCUGGAAUCACUUGACGUUUCCCAAAACAAUAUUUCCGGAGAAAUUCCACAGGAGCUAGGGAACCUCUCAAACCUUGCGCGCAUGAACUUCUCUCAUAACCGGCUUGUAGGUCUGGUACCAGGGGGCACUCAGUUUCUAACACAAAAUUGCUCCUCUUUCGAGGACAACCUCGGACUAUUUGGCCCUUCACUUGAGAAAGUUUGUCUCGAGAAAACAUCGCAAGAAUCCAAAAUGACCGAACCAAAAGAAGAAGAAGAAGUUAUAAAUUGGAAAGCAGCUGCAAUUGGAUCCAUACCUGGCAUUGUCUUUGGAUUGACGAUGGGAUACAUACUGGUUUCUUACAAACCAGAGUGGCUCAUGAACCCUUUUGGUCAAAAUAAAAGCAAAAGCAUAAGCUCAACUCAUUAAAAAGCUUUCUUGAACCUAAGCUGAAGAAUCAUUGGAAGAAAAUAAAAGGAACCAAACCAGACGUAAUGGAGAAAGAAGAAAACAAGAAAUCUACUUAAAAUUUUAGUUGUUGCUUCUUGUUAAGCUUCGUGUGUUUCUCAUUCGCUAUGAUCUUUCUUCUUUCUUCAUAGUUUA
This is a messenger RNA of Capsella rubella, 3448 nucleotides long. Its product is annotated as receptor like protein 30. The transcript is spliced from 2 exons. The record is from RefSeq and is a predicted model, not a curated record. Gene Ontology annotation, molecular function: protein binding. NCBI's taxonomy places the organism in Eukaryota, Viridiplantae, Streptophyta, Magnoliopsida, Brassicales, Brassicaceae. The coding region runs from base 401 to 3274 and encodes 957 amino acids.